Molecule: messenger RNA, 294 nt
Organism: Rotaria sp. Silwood2
Lineage: Eukaryota; Metazoa; Rotifera; Eurotatoria; Philodinida; Philodinidae
Source: the annotation of a GenBank genome assembly
AUGAGACAAUAUCUCGAAUAUCUUGCACCACCAUUCGUAUUUGAUAAAGAUUUAUUAGUACGGUUAAUACGUGAUAUAGCUGAUUAUUUUGUUCUCGAAAGCAAACGUCUACUUGCAGCUAAACCUCCAAAAAAUUCCGCUGCUUACAAUCGUCUUAGUUGGGCAUAUACACUUUAUGAUCGAUAUCGAACAAUGGAAGAAAAUCCAUUAAAAAAAGAAUUCAAUGAAGUCAAUAAUCUUCUCUCAUUAGUAGAACUAGAGAUAAAACAUUCAUUAUCGAACGAUGAAAAUUAG